This is a messenger RNA of Synchytrium microbalum, 4443 nucleotides long. RefSeq lists its product as uncharacterized. Gene Ontology annotation, molecular function: microtubule plus-end binding. Lineage: Eukaryota; Fungi; Chytridiomycota; Chytridiomycetes; Synchytriales; Synchytriaceae. The coding region runs from base 1 to 4443 and encodes 1480 amino acids. The transcript has 16 exons. Gene Ontology annotation, cellular component: nucleus; cytoplasm; microtubule plus-end. Gene Ontology annotation, biological process: cytoplasmic microtubule organization. The record is from RefSeq and is a predicted model, not a curated record.
AUGGACAAGUCAAGUGCGAGCUCGCUAGUAGAUUUGCCUGCUAUAGGAACAAGGGUCGAGGUUAAUGGCGUCAACGGAAUAGUUCGAUACGCUGCAACAACCAAAUUCGCAGUCGGUUUUUGGGUUGGUAUCGAACUGGAUGCUCCUGCUGGAAAGAAUGAUGGAAGUGUGAUGGGUCAGCGGUACUUUGAAACAAGGCCAAAUCAUGGUGUCUUUGUCAGGCCUGCUCAGGUCAAGAUCGUUGCUCCAACUGCGUCGGGAGGAGCUACUAUAGUGAGUAAUUUGGAUAUGUUGUGGUGGAUCAUCAACUUUGAAGCUGCAUCAAAGCAUAGUUCGCCAACUAGAUCAGACACUCCAGAUCUAUCAAAGUUUGCAAAGGCUCCUUCAACAACGACUCCCACAGGACGAUCUGUGACAUCUAUAGCAGCGCCAUCAUCACCGGGAAGCGCUCCAAGCAAACCCUUGACUCCAACACGAUCAUUAUUCCCAACAGACAGCACUUUAAAAGCUUCAUCAAAAGUACCAGUCAGUCCAACAUCACGAUUACCAUCAUCACCCACCAAAACGUCGUCAGCAGCAGUGCCUUCACCAUCUCGACUAAAAGCUCCGAACACAACAAUGAGUGGUACUAUAUCCGUGAGAUCGUCGACACCUGUCCAGUCUGCUAUAUCAUCUCCCCAUCGCAGUGCUGGAGAAUCACCAAAAACAGUUGCGAGUGACGUAUCUGCUCUGGAUCUAGAUGCUGAAUUAGGAACAGAUGGAGACAAUUUGAUGGUCACUCACUUAGCUGCGUCGACAGCAUCGUUACUAGAUGAGUUGCCACCACAUGAGUUUGAAAUUGAUGAAGGGCCUGCAAAGAGUGGUAGCGAUGAUGAUAUACCUGCUAGACCCUCGCUGCCUACAGAACCUAUUUCAAGAGAGAGUCUAGUGAAGCCAGUGAGCGCGUCGAAACCAUUCAGUAUAGGACAGCCAGUGGUAUCACAACGAGUAAGCGAAAGUGUAGUGGCAAGCAGUGUCAUUCCCUCACCAGUAGCUCCACGUGUUAUGGAUGUUGCUCCUUCACCACCGCAUAAAAUAGAUACUGCUCCAUCUACUCCAAUCUCAACAAUAACGAGUACAAUACUCCCAGCACAAGAGGCCAAGUCAGUGACAUCCAGCCUGCUUGAUCUUGCCACUCCAAGCAAGACGGUACCAUUACGAGAACUUGAGGACUUGAAAAUCAAGUUACGAAUCCUUGAAUCAAAACGCGCUGAAGACCGUGACUUGAUGAAGGAACACGAACGCCUCAAAACUGAACUCGAAUCUACUCAAUUGAUACGCGCUCGAUUGUCUGAACGGCUAGAGCAAGUUCAAGAAGAAGUCAGAGAGUCCAAGAGACAGCUAAAAGAGUCUAUUGAGAGACAACAAAAAGCUGAAUCUCAAGUAUCUGAUCUAUCAGAGACUUUAGAAAUGAUGACAUUGGAUAAAGAAGUUGCUGAGGAAAAGACUGAGUCACUGCAAAGCGAAGUUGAGGCGCUCAAGGAGAAGGUUGAAGAGUUGUCGUUGGAUUUGGAGGUUAUGAAGGAAGAAGCCUCUAUGAACCCAGGAGAGCAGCCACAGCCAGCAGAAGGUGCAGACGAAUCGCGUCCAACUGUAGAAAUAGUCCAGUUGGAGAGACAGAAUGAACGACUGAAGGAAGCUUUGGUCAAGCUUCGAGAUGUGGCCACAACACAAGAAUUUGAAGCUCGUGUCAAGAUUCAACACCUUGAACAUGAAAUUAUCCAGUUGUCCGAUUACAAGGACAGGUACAGCACCGCUCGUCAAGAGCUUGAGAUGGCUCAAACGCAAGUUGAGGAUUUGAAGAUGCAACUUGAUGAUGCAUUGGGCUCAGCAGAUCUGGUAGAUCAAUUGACGGAUAAGAAUCUACAACUCAGCGAGAGGGUGGAAGAACUUGCCGCUGCUGUCGAAGAUUUGGAAGCACUGAAGGAACUUAAUGAUGAGAUUGAGGAAAACCAUCUCGAAACUGAAAAGCAGCUGCAAACUGACAUCGAUUCGAAGGAAGCUUUACUUCGAGACGUUCGUCGUAAACUAGAAUUACAAGACGAAUCAAUGGCUGACUACGAACGGACCAUGUCACAAUUCCGUGAAUUGGUAUCUAGUCAGGAAAAGGAUAUAGAGCAAUUGAAACGCACUUCCAAAGAUGAUGGAUCAGUCGGAGCUCUCAGUAGUCAAACACAAGCUAUGAUAUCUCUCAAUCUGCAAUUACAAUCAUCGGCCGUCAAGGCACAAGUCAAAUCCAUAGAACUAGAAUUACGUAAAUUAGAAGCUCAGCAAGCUCUAGAUCACUUGGAUUUGGUAUUGGUAUACUUGCCUGAUGUCUUCAAUCGGAAUGAAGCCCAACCUGUGAAUACGUUAUUAAUGUUUCGACGGGUUGCGUUCAAGGCCAACUUGUUUGUUGAACAUAUAUUAGAAUACGUUAUCCCUGAAAAUGAUUCCGUAAUUCAUGGUCAACACCUGGCAGUGUCGACACGGGUGUUUGCUGCUGAAGCUAAACAAAAGGCUAGUUUGCUGUAUAAUCUCGCGAAUCGAUUUGUGGUAUAUAUGCAGUCAUGCUCAGAUGAGUCGUUUAUACGUAUUGGUCGAGCUCAUGAUGAUUUAGUGGGUGUUGAAAGACGAUUGAACGCUGUUGUUGAUUCGUUGAAGAAUCGAGACGUGGAACGUCCAGAGGUCUUGACUGAAUUGCAAAGAUCAGUGACGUAUUUGGAACACUUGGCAGAGAAGGAGGCUACUGAUGAAGGGAAUAUGCCUGUUUGUAUUCAUCAACUUGCUCUCGCAUUUGUUGAAGCAUUAGAAGUCAAUGCACAACGAAUGGAUGUAGAGAUAUCUGGACUUGAGCAUGUCUUCGUUCCAUCCGAUCUGAUUGAUGAUUCAGAACUACGUCAAUCAUUGACGCAAUUUGGACAAGAGUUUGUUCAACCUUGGUAUGAUCUCAAACCACAUAGUCAGUCGAUUCGUGUCGUUUCGAGAAAACUCAUCAAGCAUCUACUGUCGCUCAAAGAUGACUCGAAAGCUGUAUCUUCAGACUUUGCAAUUGAAAUACGAAAGCUCUCCGAUUCAUUAACUCAAGCAGUUGAAUGUUUAGCUCAAGUAGUGAAAUCGACAAGUAGAUAUGUUGCAGACUACGUAGAGCAACAUCAACCAAUCACUUUGAAUGCUUUGAAUUCGGUUGCGGCUGCUUGUGUAGAAUCCUGUCUUGGUACUGUUGAACGAGCAGCUGGAUCUACUAUAUACAAGCGUUUGGAGUUGAUUAGUAUCAAAGUGAUGGAAUUGGAUUCGUUGUCGGUGUCUGGUGAAUUAGUGCCAUCAACUAGAGCACCGUGGCAUGUACGCGCUGAAAAAGGAAAAACGGACAUGGCUUCGAGCUCGCAACUCGAAGGACAGAUUGAUGGCUUGAAUGAUGAGAUAGUCUCAUUGGCACUACAAAUCAAGAUGAAAGAACAGAAUCUAGCGGAAUCGGCUGUAAAGGUGGAGAUUCUUGAGAAGAGAAUUGAGAUUCUUCAGAAACAGACUGACAGCAUAUCUGAAUUGGAAGAAGAGCUGUCUCGUACUCGAGAACGACAAAAAGUCAACGAAGAAGCUCUUGAUAAUGUGCUGGCGGAUAUGAAGGAGCUGGAAGAAGAGAAUACGCAUCUGAAAAGGCACACUCGAUCUCAAGGUCACUCCUACAUGAAUACCGGUCAAGGGAGAUCCCUUUCUCCAGUCGCUGGUGCUGGCAGUAGUAAUCGUCUUGCUCGUGGUAGUCCAUUGAGCAGACAUGAUUUGCACUCGCUUGGAGGUGAUGAUCUGGAUGUGGGUGUCAACUCUCAGAUUCAAUCAUUACAAUCGGCACUACGAUAUCUACGGGCUGAAAACACUAGGCUCAAAACUAAUGCCUCGUCAUAUGCUACUGCAUCUCUAUUUGCACCCACUGAUCCUGUCAUGCGUCAGCAACGUCUGCACAGUAGUAGUAGCAGAACUACUUCGCCGGAAGCAGAUCGUCAAUUGAAGGCUGUAGCUCUAGAAAGCAGAGUGCUGGCUAGAGAUGCAGCUGAUUUAGGAUGUGAGCCACGACUAGUAGAUGUGUCCCAAAUCAAGGUUGAUGAUACGAACAAGAAGAAGUGGUCACCAUUGCUUGGUGAUCCAGCUCUACAAUAUUAUGAACGAGUAGCCAAGUUGGAAUAUAUUUCGAAACGAGGGAAGGAGUUACGAGAACGUGUACGGAAGAUUGCUGAAGUGCAUGGAAUGGCUUCAGACAAGUACGCUUCUGCUGAAUCGAAUAGUAUGUUAACUUCUACACGAGCACACUUGUUGGGUCGUAUAUCUAUUCCAAUUCAAAGUGGUUUUGCGCACGAUUCGUUACAACAACGGAUUACUUUGACAACACAUCAAGACUUUGAGAGAUUGCAUACUAUAUUUGUAUCAUAG